Colletotrichum truncatum is the source of this 804-nucleotide messenger RNA. RefSeq names its product Fe-S protein assembly co-chaperone HscB. Gene Ontology annotation, molecular function: ATPase activator activity; protein-folding chaperone binding. Gene Ontology annotation, cellular component: mitochondrion. Lineage: Eukaryota; Fungi; Ascomycota; Sordariomycetes; Glomerellales; Glomerellaceae. The record is from RefSeq and is a predicted model, not a curated record. Gene Ontology annotation, biological process: [2Fe-2S] cluster assembly; protein complex oligomerization.
AUGCGAACUUCAAUCACGACUGGUACACGAGAAGCCUCUCGUCUCUGCGCAAGAUGCAGGCGACAGGCGACCAUGUCCCGGAUGGCCGGCAUGGGUGCGAUCGCCAGCACAUCGUUGGCUGCACGGAAUGCACGAUGGGCUUCAGAAACGUCCACCGGGCCGAGCCAAAUGCGGUGGAUGUCCGUAACAGCAAGCUUCUCUAGGCCGGCAACGGCGUCGCCCACGGAGCAAACAUCCGUGGCCUCGCAGGAUGGCAGCAGCAAGCCACCCGCUACGCACUACGACUUCUUCCCGAUUACGCUCCCCGACGGGCCCCCGCCCAAGGGUCAUUUUCCCAUCGACCAGCGAGCCCUCCGGCGUGAAUUCCUUCGGCUGCAGGCUAAGGCACACCCUGACAUGCAUCCAGCGGAGCUCAAGACGCGUGCGGAGGCGACAUCAGCACGCAUCAACGAGGCGUACAAGACGCUCUCGAACCCGUUGCUGCGGGCGCAGUACCUGCUUCAGCUCCGAGGCGUCGACGUAGCCAAUGACGAGACACUCAAGGUCGAGGAUCCGGAGCUGCUGAUGAUCGUCCUGGAAGCGCGCGAAGAGAUCGAAGAGGCGACCGACGAAAGCGAGCUAGAGGGUCAGCGCGCGGCUAAUGACGAGCGUAUACGCGCGAGUGAGGAGGUGCUGGAGCGGGCCUUCCGAAACGACGAUCUUGAGACGGCGAAACGGGAGGCAGUUAACCUGAGAUACUGGGUCAACAUCCAGGAGAGCCUGAACAAUUGGGAGUCGGGAAAGCCGAUUGUUCUGCAGCAUUAA